UUUAAGAGGCAGGAUGGGGGAGGCAUAUUGAAUUGUGGGGUCCUCCUGAGAAGGGUUCCUUCUCCGGGAUUCCUUAACGGCCAAAGAAACGCCGCAGUGAGUAGUACCGAGGGAAACUGACUUCCUACCGUGCAGGAUUUCAGCUGCAGGGCUGAUGAUUAUACAAAGAGUGGUGCUGAAUUCACGCCCUGGCAUCAAUGGAGUGCCAGUUGCAGACAACUUCCAUAUGGAGGAGGCCACCCUCCCAGAUAAUAUUGCUGAAGGCCAAGUCAGAGUUCGUACACUUUAUUUGUCUGUGGAUCCUUAUAUGCGAUGUCGCAUGAACGAAGAAUCUGGUGCCGCGUACCUCCAGUCCUGGAAGCUAUCUGAAGUUGCUGAUGGUGGAGGAAUUGGGUCUGUGGAGGAAAGUAAAGACGUGAAUUUUGCUGUGGGAGACUUUGUAACUUCCUUCAACUGGCCCUGGCAAACGAAGGCCAUUCUAGAUGGAAAGCAGCUUGAAAAGAUUGAUCCACAGCUUGUAGAUGGACACCUUUCCUAUUUUCUGGGUGCAGCAGGCUUGACUGGGCUGACAUCUCUGCUUGGGAUAAGAGAGGCAGGACACGUGUCCCCUGGUGCUAAUCAGACCAUGGUGGUCAGUGGGGCUGCUGGGGCUUGUGGCUCAAUCGCUGGGCAGAUAGGUUUCCUGGAGGGCUGUUCCAAAGUGGUUGGUAUUUGUGGCACAGAUGAGAAAUGCAGCAUUUUGGUCUCAGAAAUGAAGUUCACUGCUGCUAUCAACUAUAAGAAAGAGAAUGUGGCACAACGGCUGCAUGAACUUUGUCCAGCUGGAGUGGAUGUGUACUUUGACAAUGUCGGUGGAGACAUCAGUGAUGCAGUUAUCGGUCAAAUGAAUCCUAAUAGCCAUAUCAUUUUAUGUGGCCAGAUCUCCCAAUAUAAUAAGAAUGUGCCUUAUCCCCCUCCUUUGCCUCCAGCAAUAGAAGAGAUAAGGAAAGCAAAGAAUAUCACAAGAGAGAGAUUUUUAGUUUUGAACUAUAUGGACAAGUAUGCAGCUAGUACUAUGCAGCUAUGUCAAUGGAUCAAAGAAGGGAAACUGAAGGUUAAAGAGACAGUGGUGGAAGGCUUGGAAAACAUUGGAGUUGCUUUCCAGUCGAUGAUGUCAGGGGGGAACAUUGGAAAACAGAUCGUCCUUGUUUCAAAGUAAAACAAGUGUAAACUAUGAUGGAAAACACAUAUUUACUUCCACAAUCUUCUCUUUUGUAUCAUUGUAUUAAUGAAUUCAUCUCUGCAUUUGAAUAUUGAGCUUGGAAAAUUCAGGUAACGGCCUUGUUCUAUAUACUUUUUAAUAAAAUAGAAAACAUCUUUCAAUAACACAGUAUGUGCCACGCUGUUGUAACAGAAUAUAGUUGCAGUAUAACCUAAAUUGCCAAAAUUAAUGUAGGUUCUGAAGAAUAAGCCAAUUGAAAAUGCACUGAAAGACUGAAAACUGUUUAAGGAUUUUUGAGCAACAAAUAUAACAAUGUAAUAAUAUGUGAUUAUGCUUAGUUGUAAUUCUAGUAUGACUGUGUAGUUAGUUGGGUCUGUAAUGGUAGAACAAUAUUUUUUCAAAAUGUUGAUAAUGUAAUUAGUAUUGGGGUGAUUACAGUUCUAUCAUGUUUUAAUUAUAUGCCUUUCCCCCUUUUUUUUCUUUCUGUCUUUUUUCCUUAAAAUAUAUUACUUAUUGUGAAUCGGUUCAUAAUUUUAAAACUCAAUAAAUAAUUUGCAAAAAUAUUGUAGUUACAAUUAAAACUGAGAUGACAAAGAAA
Messenger RNA from Anolis sagrei ordinatus, 1799 nucleotides. It is a transcript of the gene PTGR2, whose product is annotated as prostaglandin reductase 2. Gene Ontology annotation, biological process: prostaglandin metabolic process. Lineage: Eukaryota; Metazoa; Chordata; Lepidosauria; Squamata; Anolidae. The record is from RefSeq and is a predicted model, not a curated record. Gene Ontology annotation, molecular function: 15-oxoprostaglandin 13-reductase [NAD(P)+] activity.